GCUCACUCUUUUACAAGUCUCUGGACACAGCCGCGCUCAAGAGUCACAUUGAAGCAGUCGAGGAUCAGGACGCGCUGCGGAAACUGCUCCCAGGCAUGGGCCUGGUGGCCUUUGUGGGAAAUGGCGCCAUCCUGCCACGGAAGAGUGGCGUCGAUGAUCGGCCCAUGACGAAGAAGGACUCGCCAGACCUGGUGACGUUCGAAAGCCCUGCCUCAAUGGAAGUGACCCUGUCGCUUCCACACGCAGGUGACGUUAUUGGCAUGGGCAUUCAGAAGGGCGUGACCCUCAUUGUGGGCGGCGGCUUCCAUGGCAAGAGCACCCUGCUGCAGGCUUUGCAGUUGGGCAUCUACAACAAGGUUCCAGGAGACGGUCGGGAGCAUGUGGUUUGUGACCCACACGCAGUGAAGAUCCGUGCCGAGGACGGCCGUUCUGUCAAGAGCACUGACAUCUCGCCGUUCAUCAACAACCUGCCCUUUGGCAAGCAGACGCAGCAAUUUUCAACUGGAGAUGCCUCGGGGUCCACGUCGCAGGCUGCCAACAUCAUUGAGGCUUUGGAGAUUGGCUGCAGUACGCUGCUUGUAGAUGAAGAUACCUGCGCGACAAAUUUCAUGAUACGGGACGAGAAGAUGAAGGCGCUGGUGGCUCCGGACAAGGAGCCGAUCACUGCCUUCGUGUGCAAAGUCCGCUCACUACUGGAGGAGCACGGCGUGUCCACUGUUCUGGUCGUGGGCGGAAGUGGAGAUUUCUUCAGCGUAGCGGAUUCUGUCAUCAUGAUGGAUGAGUAUGUCGCAAAGGAUGUCACCAAACGUGCUCGUGAGAUCGGACAGAAGCACCUCGGUACUCUUCCAGCAGCAUUUGCAAGCAAACCUUCGGAGAGAGGGAGAGAACUGCCAUGA
Messenger RNA from Symbiodinium pilosum, 896 nucleotides. NCBI's taxonomy places the organism in Eukaryota, Dinophyceae, Suessiales, Symbiodiniaceae. The record is from the annotation of a GenBank genome assembly.